AUGGAAAAACAACAUGGAUCAGCAGAUAUCACGCAGGUGAGCUCUCAGAGUGAGUUGGGAGAAGUCCGUCCUCUAGGAUCACUCAGAACCAUCACAUCUAAGCGAGCCGGCGAAGUCAACUACAUCAAUGCCAAAGAAGCUCACGACGAUCGAGAGUUGCUGGCCGAAAUCGGCUACAAACAAGAACUGCAAAGACAUUUUAGCACCAUACAAGUUUUUGGUGUGGCCUUCUCAAUCAUGGGAUUGCUACCCAGUAUUGCAUCGGUGCUGGUGAUCGGUUAUGGUGGAGGAAAUGUAUCUUUAGUCUGGGGUUGGCUUAUCAGUGGGUUUUUCAUCUUGAUGAUUGGUUUGUCGAUGUCUGAAUUGGCUUCCGCUAUCCCUACAUCUGGAGGGUUGUACUACUACACUUACUACUAUGCACCUCAAAAAUACAAGGCAGUGCUGAGCUUCGUGAUCGGUAACUCCAAUAGUUUGGCUCUGGCUGCUGGUUUGUGCUCCAUCAUCUAUGGUUUCGCGGAGGAGAUCCUUUCUAUCGUGGCAAUCUCCAAGGGCGGUGAGUUUGAGAUUACAAAUGGCAAAACGUAUGGUGUCUACGCCGCUGGUAUUGCCGGUUGUUUAGCCGUGACGUCCGUAGCUACUCUGGGAAUUUCCAAACUUCAGACGUUUAGCAUCGUCUCGAACCUACUACUGAUCGCUUUUUUCCUCAUUGUUCUCCCUAUCGGAGUGGCCAAGUCCGAUUUCCCUUUCAAUGAUGGCGCUUUCAUCUUCGGAAAAUGGGAAAACGCAACUAGUUGGUCCAAUGGAUGGCAGUUUAUGCUGGCUGGAAUUCAACCUGCGGCAUGGACCAUUUGCGCAUUCGAUGCCUGUAUUCACAUGUCCGAAGAAGCUAAGAACGCCUCCAAAGCUGUUCCCAUUGGCAUCGUCGGUUCGAUCUCCGUUUGUUGGAUUCUGGGAUUUUUGAUCUGUAUCGCCAUUGUCGCAUGUAUGGGGCCCAGUAUCGAUGCCAUCGUGAACUCAGCAACUGGAGCUCCACUUGCGCAGAUAAUCUACAACGCACUAGGCAAGAAAUGGACAAUUGCAAUCAUGACUCUUAUAGCCUUUUGCCAGUUCAUUAUGGGAUGCUCCAUCUUGACUGCGAUUUCGAGACAAAUCUGGGCGUUUGCAAGAGACGACGGUCUUCCAUUCUCCAAAUUUUUCAAAGUUGUUAACAACAAGCUUUCCUCGCCUAUCAGAGCCACUUGGUUUGCAGCAUUUAUCGCGUUGAUUAUUGGCCUACUGUGUCUAAUUGGAGGAGCUGCAUCUAAUGCGUUGUUUUCCCUCGGGAUUGCUGGUAACUACCUAGCAUGGACGACUCCUAUGGUUCUGAGAUUGACGACCGGCAAAGAUUUGUUCAGACCUGGUGCUUUUUACAUGGGCCGCGUCCUCUCACCAAUUGUUAACUGGACGGCGAUUGCCUUCCAAACUUUUGUUAUAAUAAUGAUCAUGUUCCCAGCCGAUCCCGCGGGCUUGAAUGCGCAAACGAUGAAUUACACUUGCGUUAUUUGCGGUGGUGUUUGGUUUGGUAGCCUGAUAUACUAUAAGGUGUACAGGCACAAGCUUUACAACGGUCCCAAAUCCAACUUGGACGAUACUGAGUUCGAAGACGCCGUUGGUCAAAACGUUCUUGACCAGAUUCUAUCGCACCAAAAAAGCGGUUAA
Molecule: messenger RNA, 1698 nt
Organism: Lachancea lanzarotensis
Lineage: Eukaryota; Fungi; Ascomycota; Saccharomycetes; Saccharomycetales; Saccharomycetaceae
Product: LALA0S23e00122g1_1
Exons: 1
Coding region: 1-1698 (565 amino acids)
Biological process (GO): transmembrane transport
Cellular component (GO): membrane
Molecular function (GO): transmembrane transporter activity
Source: RefSeq, a predicted model, not a curated record